Sceloporus undulatus (fence lizard) is the source of this 1433-nucleotide messenger RNA. It is a transcript of the gene STUM, whose product is annotated as stum, mechanosensory transduction mediator homolog. Lineage: Eukaryota; Metazoa; Chordata; Lepidosauria; Squamata; Phrynosomatidae. Bases 143 to 571 code for a protein of 142 amino acids. The transcript is spliced from 4 exons. The record is from RefSeq and is a predicted model, not a curated record.
CUGCCUUCGCAGAUUGCCAGGAGCUGAGGGCAGCCUCUCCUUCUUCUCCUUCUCCUUCUCCCAAAGAGAGGGAAGUUCCUGGAGGGCCAGGGGCUGCGGGCUCCUCCUGCUCCUUCCUUUCCUCCCUCUCCUUCUCCUCAGCAUGGAGCCCGGGGCCCCGAAAGAGACGGAGGAGGCCGGCAGGGCAGCCCCAGCCCCAGCCCCCGGGGGAGGCUCCUCGUCGGGCGGCGUGGUGGUCCAGGUGCGGGAGAAGAAGGGGCCCCUCCGCGCCGCCAUCCCCUACAUGCCUUUCCCGGUGGCCGUCCUCUGCCUCUUCCUCAACACCUUCGUCCCGGGGCUAGGGACAUUUGUGUCAGCCUUCACAGUGCUGUGUGGAGCCCGGACUGACCUCCCUGACAGGCACGUCUGCUGUGUGUUUUGGCUGAAUAUUGCAGCAGCUCUGAUUCAGAUUCUCACAGCAAUUGUGAUGGUUGGCUGGAUCAUGAGUAUAUUUUGGGGGAUGGACAUGGUCAUUCUUGCCAUUUCACAAGCGGAGCGAAGGUGCAGAGCAGCAGAGAAUGACCUUCACUGAUCACUCUAGCAGCCAACUCCAUUGUGGGGGCACUGACAGAUGGAUUUUCGGACUGGCACAGCCAUCACUUUGGCGUGACGGGCAAGCCAUUUCAAAAGUAGGAGGGAGCCACUGGUUAGGCUGACACUGAGGAGGAUGGCACCAAAGCAGGCAUCACCAGAAGGGGACCUGCUAGCUAGAGAUGUUGCUGGUUUCUCAACCCACAGGGUAGGGAAACACUCGAAAACAUUUCACUCCUUUGUGACUCACUGAGAAAUCAGCCCUACUGUGAAUAGCAAAGAAGGAGAGAAAAUAUUUAUAGAUAUGUGUCCAAGAUUUUAAAACUUUGAUUGGAUAAUUUGUUUCCUAAGAGACUUUAUUUGAUUAUUUUCUGGGUGCAAAAGAGAAGGGUUUGAAUUGUGGCCUUUCUUGCUCUGUGUGUAUGUGUGGUUUUUUAAUGGUGAUCCUUGUUUGAUUUCCUGCAACCAUCCUGAGAUUUUGCUUGCUGUUUUCACAAAACUUUUGUCUUUGUUAAGGUAAUUCAGGUUCAACUCUUUAUAUGUCCUGCCAUCUCCCAGUCUUCUGAAUGCUGAAAAGAAGUUUUGAUCUGUUGUCUGCCUGAAAACAAGAAGCUGGUUCUUGCCAAGAUGCAUCAUGACUUCGUGUUUUUAUGUGGGUCUGGGAUGGGAAUAGAAGGGGCAGUUUUUAAAAGAUUAUAAUAAAAGAACUCCAGUUUUGUUGUAUUUUAUGAAGAAUGGGAACUUCCCAUUGGGGCUUCCCAAACAAACUGUGCUGCUAAAUGUUUCUGGACUUUUGCAAAUGUGUAUAUACAACAGAUUGUAUUUUGUAACCUGUAUGCAGUAAAGCUGUGACCUCUUGUCUA